CAAACAGGCUUAAAAAAAACUACCCAUCACCGCAUUGGGCAGCAGUGGCGGUGCAUAUAGAAACAGCGAACAAAAAGCCGUUCACGGCUUCCGCCACCGAAGCACAAAGGACACACCCGUUUCCUCCCUCGAUUUCCUUCUACGGGUUUAAAUUUGAUCGAUUAGCACCUUCAUUGGAAAUUUGAAAUGACUUCUCUUUGACAUCUGCUUUAUUUGAAAGGAAAAUGAGGCAUUGGAUCUUUUGAAAAUAUACAACAGUGUAAAAUUCAGUCAUCAUUGCCCAAUUUGGAAUAGAAAUGGCUCCUGGGGGCAGCGCUUGCAAAGAGGUACUUGAAUCUCACCCUACAGUUGCAGACUAUGACAUUGGAACAACAAAAGUAGAGAAUAACAGUACAACAACUAAAGGUACUCUCGGUUUUGGUGGAAAGCAUGGAGUUUAUUCAAACAAUGGUGUGCAUGAGCUGCUGGAGUGCCCUGUCUGCUCAAAUUUAAUGUACCCUCCAAUUCAUCAGUGCCCAAAUGGACACACUUUAUGCAUGAACUGCAAGAUUAGAGUGCAUAACUGUUGUCCUACGUGUCGCUAUGAUCUUGGAAAUAUAAGAUGUUUAGCGCUGGAGAAAGUUGCAGAAUCACUAGAACUACCCUGCAAGUACCAGGAUUUGGGAUGUCAUGAUAUUUUCCCAUACUACAGCAAGCUCAAACAUGAGCAACACUGUCAAUUUCGUCCAUAUAAUUGCCCUUAUGCUGGGUCUGAGUGCUCUGUCACAGGUGACAUCCCAACCCUUGUUGCACAUCUCAAGGACGAUCACAAGGUUGACAUGCAUGAUGGAUGUACCCUUAAUCAUCGUUAUGUCAAAUCAAAUCCCCAUGAAGUUGAAAAUGCCACAUGGAUGCUAACUGUCUUCAAUUGUUUUGGAAGACAGUUCUGCUUGCAUUUCGAGGCAUUUCAACUGGGCAUGGGACCAGUAUACAUGGCCUUUUUACGUUUUAUGGGUGAUGAUCAUGAAGCAAAGAAAUUUAGCUAUAGCUUAGAAGUUGGUGGGAAUGGCCGCAAGCUAACAUGGCAAGGAAUUCCCAGGAGCAUCCGUGAUAGUCACGGGAAAGUUCGUGAUAGCCAGGACGGACUCAUUAUUCAGAGGAGUUUAGCUCUUUAUUUUUCUGGUGGGGAUAGGCAAGAGCUGAAGUUAAGGGUCACUGGCCGUAUAUGGAAGGAGGAAUGAGAUAUGGAAUGACAAAUUUUCAGCUGAUUGUACAGUUUGCAAAGAUGCAAGGGUUUCAACAUGCGGCAAAGGAUGAAGCUUCAGCUCCUAUUUUGGUUUUUCUAUUCUCUUUAAAUGGUCUUUGUGAUUGAGGCAUUCGACAACCUAUUAUCAGCUCACCACUUGAUGGAGCAGAUUCCAAUUGUAAGCUCACCAGUCUUUUAUCUGUUAUGAUUGAGUAUAGGAAUUGGAAAUUGGGUGACUAGGAGAUCCAUGCAGCAAAAUGCAUGUUCGGUUUGCACAUCCACGUUAAGCAUCUUACUGAAAUUUGAAACUACCAUUAUUCUGUUUUUUCGUGCUUUUAUGUACCAUAUGCCCUGAUUGAGAUCAUAGGGAAUAAAGAUCCAAGUCUCUUUCUUUGUACCUAUCUAUUCUCCACUAAUAUAUCAAGUAUUGACACUUCA
Messenger RNA from Hevea brasiliensis (rubber tree), 1663 nucleotides. Its product is annotated as E3 ubiquitin-protein ligase SINAT2. The transcript has 5 exons. The record is from RefSeq and is a predicted model, not a curated record. Lineage: Eukaryota; Viridiplantae; Streptophyta; Magnoliopsida; Malpighiales; Euphorbiaceae. Gene Ontology annotation, cellular component: cytoplasm. Gene Ontology annotation, biological process: multicellular organism development; ubiquitin-dependent protein catabolic process. Bases 297 to 1220 code for a protein of 307 amino acids. Gene Ontology annotation, molecular function: ubiquitin protein ligase activity; zinc ion binding; protein binding.